Xenopus tropicalis (tropical clawed frog) is the source of this 2371-nucleotide messenger RNA. It is a transcript of the gene tbrg4, whose product is annotated as transforming growth factor beta regulator 4. The record is from RefSeq and is a predicted model, not a curated record. The transcript is spliced from 11 exons. Gene Ontology annotation, cellular component: mitochondrial matrix. The coding region runs from base 226 to 2127 and encodes 633 amino acids. Gene Ontology annotation, biological process: regulation of mitochondrial mRNA stability. NCBI's taxonomy places the organism in Eukaryota, Metazoa, Chordata, Amphibia, Anura, Pipidae.
GCGGGGAGCGAUGCGCUUGUAGCCCUAUAGCCUGUGCCUCCCUGGCAGCUGCCCAACUGCAUCUCCCGCUUCUGCUGCGGGGAGUGAUGGGAGUUGUAGUGUAGCAGCCGCAGGGCCGCACACUGAAUAUACCUGAUAGGGUUAUUAUAUCUGAGAAAAUGGGGGUGGGGAAGAGAGAUGCAGAAGUGACCCCCUGUGUGCCCCGCUGGGUUACCAACAAGUAACAUGGCAGCCCGACUCGUCCAGCGCUGUUCCCGCCUCCUGGCUGCCUCUACUGCCUAUGCACCCGCUACUCACACUCACAUCCAUGAAUGCAUGAAAGUGUGCCAUCCAGCCCAGCCGGUAUUGCCAUGCAGCUCCCUCCACAGCUCCAGCCUUUGCAGGCACAAAGACAAAGCCUUGACCAAAGAGCAGACAGUCAGUUCUGUGCCAGAGCAUGGCAAGUUUGAAUCCGUGCUGGAGUCGCUCUCGAGCGUAGAGGAGUUGCUGCAGCUGGGAGUGGAUCGGGAGAUCAGCGGCAAUCAGGCAGCCAUGAUAAUCACCCAGGUUUCCAAAGUACUGAUGGAGUCCAAAGCCCAGGGGGGCAGCGUGGUGCAGGAUGAGCGCUUCCAGCAGCUGCUAGUGCAGGCACAUAACCAGAUCUCCACUAUCUGGAACGGGAAUCUGGUGUCACUGCUGAAGAGACUGUACAUACUGGGCAUAAGGGAAGACAACAAACAGUUGCAAGCGGUGGAGAAUGAGGUCCGGUGGCGCUUGCGGAGGCUCAGCUUUAAGUCUCUCGUGCAACUGUCUGACCUGUACGUCACAUUCACUCGCAGCCCCGAGCAGAAGCACCUGGUUAGUGACCUGGUGAAGAACUUGGAACUGCGGUGGACGGAGAUUGAAGAUGCAAAAAGCGUGGUUACUUUAAUGACCCGGGUGGGCUUCAUCUCGAAGGCCCUUAUGGAAAAGCUGGAGGACAAGGCUUUAGAAUACGCAGAGCAAUUCACCCCUGAUGAGAUGAGGAAGGUGGCGCUGGCUUUAGCAGCACAGAACCGACGCACAGUUCCCUUGCUCAGGGCCCUGUCUUAUCAUCUGGUACAGCGGCACAUUGGCCUGAGUCCUGCUGUAGUGGUCGACUUGGCAUUCGCCUAUGGAAAGCUGAACUUCCACCAGACACAGGUUUUUCAGAAGAUGGCCAGUGACCUUCUGCCCAAGGUGCCAGAAAUGAGUGCCAAUGACAUUGCCCGCUGCGUCAAGUCAUUUGCCUACCUCAAGUGGUCCAACCUGCCUCUGUUUGAAGCCUUUGCACAGGCAAGCAUCGACCAGUCGGAGAAGUUUACUGUACCUCAGCUGUGUAACCUUGUCCUGGCAUUUGGCCGCCUGAACUUCCAGCCCAGCAAGCGGGAGGAGUUUUACAGCAUGAUGCACCAGAAGCUUCACGCCGAGCUGGACCUGCUGGAUCCCUACCUCCUAGUGGACAUCGUAUGGUCCCUGUGUGUCCUGCGACAGGUCGACUCCUCCUAUAUAAGCAAAGUGCUAGAGCCGGGACUGUACAGCAGGUUCUUCACCGACAGUUCCCCUAGAUCUGCUAAUUACAGGCUGAAGCUGGCGCACAUUAAUGCCACGGCGCUUCUGGAGCAUCCGGAGUACACAGGCCCUCACCUCCCCAAUGAGUCGAUAAGCACAACCCAUGCGGUUACUGCCAACAGGAAGUUGUCCCCUCUGCAGAGCGGCCUGCAGGAAGUGCUCCGAGAACUGUUCCCUGUGGAGGGGACGUGCCGCUGCGGAGUGAAUACAGUGUAUGGCUGGUAUAUUGACGGUGAGGUUGUUCUAGACAGUGACAACAAACCCCUAUCCCUAAUGGAUCUAGAAGCACCGCACCUUCCGCACUCGCAGGGGAAGAAGCCUUUGCCGGAAGGAACCCGGAGGUUUGCCUUUGUGGCCUGGGAUUUCCCCAAUUUUAACUCUCGCAGUAAAGAUCUGCUGGGCCGCUUUGUGCUGACCCGACGACACCUGCAGGCUGCUGGCUUCUUGGUGGUGGAGGUGCCUUACUAUGAAUGGCUGGAUCUGAAAUCCGAGUGGCAGAAGUCGGCCUACUUGAAGGACAAGAUAAACAAAGUGGUGGCUGAGGAGAUGGCCAGAUGAGCCCCACACAGGCCAGGAAGGAUGUAUUGUGUAAAUAUGGAUGCCCUUGUACUGCCGGACACAUUGGCCCCUUUCUGCCAGAGAGGCCCCCAAGGACUGGGACUGAAGGGCUGUAUAUAUUUUAGCAGAUUCUGUAUUUUAUUUGAGAGAGAUUGUUGGUUCCUUUGUGGGAACGCGCGGCUGCCUGACAUUCACAGCAGCUAUGUACUAAAAAGAAAAAAAAUACAAAAACGGUAAAAGAAAA